Messenger RNA from Musa acuminata AAA Group (dessert banana), 1851 nucleotides. RefSeq lists its product as uncharacterized. The record is from RefSeq and is a predicted model, not a curated record. Bases 614 to 1702 code for a protein of 362 amino acids. Gene Ontology annotation, biological process: base-excision repair. Gene Ontology annotation, molecular function: DNA-3-methyladenine glycosylase activity. The transcript has 6 exons. NCBI's taxonomy places the organism in Eukaryota, Viridiplantae, Streptophyta, Magnoliopsida, Zingiberales, Musaceae.
CUUCCCGUCUCUCGCGACCGUAACACACAGUCUUCGCCCUCUUGUCUCGUUCUCUCAGUCUGCAAACGCCCCUCCGUUUCCCGACUCUGGCCGCUGCUUGCCACCCGAUCGGCUGCUUCUCGGAGCCCUCUGGGGCUCCUCGUCUUCGAUCAGGUCUCCGGUGAGUCGAUCCGCAGCUGCUUCCCUGGCUCUAGGUGGCGAUUUUAGGGCUCCCGAGCUCCGGGUGGGUCCCUCGGUCAAGGGUUUCGGUGUCGAUAUGCACCGGUCUCGGCAAUGUGGCAUCGAUUUUGAGCUUUGUCGGGUUUGGUGGGUGGGUUGAGAGAGAAUGGCUGCCUUGGAAACCCUAGGUUGGUUCGGAACCGGCGCUACUGUUGGGUCUUGUGGACUAAAAAGGGCUUCUUUUGGCGCAUGUUUUUGGCCAAGCUGCAGUUGGAGUUAGCGGCUUUUGAUUUAGCUUGCUGUCGGUUUUUAAAUGUGCCGAGGGUCGAGGUGCCUUGAGAUUGUCGCUCAAAAAUUCCAUCUUUGAUUUGAUUCUUCUGUACAAGUGCAGGAUUUUGGUCGAUUUUGGCAAAAAAAGUGCUGAGAUCUCUUGAAAAGAUUGGAUUUUGGAGACAUGUCGGGAGCUCCUAAAGUCCGUUCCCUCAAUGUGAGCGAUUCUGAGGCAAGGCCCGUCCUUGUGCCCGGUGGGAACAAGGCCAGAUCAAUGGCGACUGCUCGGAAACCAGCUUCGAAGCCUCCGAGUAAAACCGAGAGCACAGAGAUUGUAGCAGCUGAGGGGAAAAAGAAGGCUUCGAGUCCUUCAGCUGACCUGCCACAUUUUAGAUCUAGUUUCAGUGCUCCCUCAGUGAUUAGGAGCCGAGCCUCCAUAGGAAAAAUUGGCAGGACAAGCUUAACCAACAAACGGAGGCAGAGCACUCCAAGGAUUGGCAAGACUCUGGACAAGGCAGAAAAGAAUGUUUCAGAUGAUUCAGCCGUACCUCCACCAGAAGUUGUGCAGGGAAAGAAGAAGUGUGCAUGGGUGACACCCAAUACAGAGCCAUGUUAUGCUUCUUUUCAUGAUGAAGAAUGGGGAAUUCCUGUCCAUGAUGAUAGGAAAUUAUUUGAACUUCUUGUACUAUCAGGUGCAUUAGCUGAGCUUACAUGGCCUGUUAUCCUAAGCAAAAGGCACAUUUUUAGGGAAGUUUUUCUGGACUUCGACCCUGUUGCAGUCUCCAAAUUGAAUGAGAAGAAGAUUUUAGUGCCUGGAAGCACUUCUAGCUCCCUUUUGUCAGAGCCAAAGCUCCGAGCCAUCAUUGAGAAUGCACGCCAGAUACUCAAGAUAACAGAUGAGUUUGGAUCAUUCGAUAAAUACUGCUGGAGCUUUGUGAACUACAAACCCAUUGUCAGCAAAUUUCGCUAUCCACGUCAGGUUCCCGUGAAGACCCCAAAAGCAGAUGUCAUCAGCAAAGACCUCGUUAAAAGGGGUUUUCGCAGCGUGGGUCCGACAGUCAUAUAUUCCUUCAUGCAGUCUUCCGGACUGACGAAUGACCACCUCAUCAGCUGCUUCCGGUUCCAGGAGUGUGUAGCAGCUGCGUCAUCAAGCGCAGAUGAGGCAAAUGAUGCCAAGAGAAAUAUUAACACCAAAGUAGAAGAGAAAACCGAUACAGGUCAGGAACUGACAGUAGGAAUUGAUUUGGAAUUAUCAAGAGCUAUGGAUGAGUAGAACAUUUCCUAGUUGUUUUAGAUGGGUGAGUUAUCUUAUGUGCACCAUUCAUACUGCUUCUGCUGGGUUACCCCUUGCAGAAGUGAAGGUAGAAGCCCUUUGUAAAUAAAAUGUUUGUGAAAUUAAUGCACUCCUUGGUUUGUAAAUCA